Molecule: messenger RNA, 2380 nt
Organism: Magnolia sinica
Lineage: Eukaryota; Viridiplantae; Streptophyta; Magnoliopsida; Magnoliales; Magnoliaceae
Product: rust resistance kinase Lr10-like
Exons: 3
Coding region: 140-1978 (612 amino acids)
Biological process (GO): protein phosphorylation
Molecular function (GO): protein kinase activity; ATP binding; polysaccharide binding
Source: RefSeq, a predicted model, not a curated record
CGGCCAACUGACUGGUCUUCGGGUCACCAGCGAAACCGCGUUCCUGCCGGCCUAUCAACCGUUAUAAGCUUUUCAUCCUCUUCUUCUUCUUCUUCCUUUAGUUAGAUUAGCCCAGGACCAAUCUCUCUAACUACUGGGGAUGGCUAGACUAGAAAAAGAAACAUUUCUCCUCUUCUUCUUCAUCCUCCUUAUUUCCAUAGACGCCGCGGAAGCCAGCAAAGGCGAUUGCUUGAAUUCCAAGUGCAGCGACUCAGGCCCUGAGAUAAGGUUCCCCUUCCGGCUAAAAAGCCAGCCCCAGCACUGUGGCUAUCCAGGGUUCGAGCUCUCUUGCAAGGGAAAUCAUACCGUCCUCGACCUUCCAUACUCGGGAGAGUUCUACCUGAACAGCAUCGAUUACGAAUUCGGGGUGCUAUACAUCGAAGACCCAGAUGGCUGCCUUGCAAGGCGCCUUCUCUCUCGCCCUCUCAACCUCUCUUCUUCUAUUUUCUACGGUUCAAGUAACUAUUAUUACACGAUCAUGAACUGUCCAUCACCACAUUCAAUUAACCAAAUGGUCUAUACAGUCUCUUGCCUGAAUAGCCCUGGCCACUAUGUUUACGCCAUUAAUGAUUGGAAUACAAUGGGACAGAUGCUCAAUCUGUCUUGCAAUAACACUGGAACCAUUGCAUUUGAUAUUCCGUAUUUAGGUUUGACAUGGGUGUCACGGAACGAUAUACCCAGAUGCAGAGAGUGUGAAUUUCAGAACCGUCGAUGCAGAUUCAAAAGCAGUGGAACCAGUAAUGAAACAGAAUGCUACGUCUGGCCACCCAAAGGUGGGUGGCUAAAGCCGUUAAUUAUUGGUGUAUGCAUAGGAGGUUUUGUUAUCCUAGCAGCAGCAGUUGCAACUAUUAAGGUCUACAGUAUGUGGAAAACAGAUCUAAAGAGGGAAAAAGAAAAUCAAAUCAAGAUUGAAAAGUUCUUAAAAGAGUACAAAUAUCUCAAGCCCACGAGAUAUACUUAUGCGGAUAUUAAAAGGAUGACUAAACAAUUCAAGAGAAAAUUAGGUCGAGGAGGUUUUGGUAGCGUUUUCAAAGGGAAACUUCGGAACGGAACUUUGGUUGCAGUUAAGGUACUUGAGAAGUACAAGGGCAAUGGAGAAGACUUCAUUAAUGAGGUGAGUACCAUUGGUAAAAUUCACCACAUCAAUGUGGUUAGCCUUCUCGGCUUCUGUGCGGAGGGAUCCAACAGAGCCCUGGUCUACGAAUUCAUGCCAAACAGAUCGCUCGAUAAAUUCAUUUUCUCGGUGGUGGAAAAUACAAGGGUGUUGCUUGGUUGGGAGAAGCUUUGUGACAUUGCUAUUGGCAUUGGUAGAGGAAUUGAAUAUCUUCAUCAGGGAUGCGACCAACGCAUCCUUCAUUUUGAUAUCAAGCCCCACAACAUUUUGCUGGAUGAUAACUUCAAUCCCAAGAUUUCCGAUUUCGGCCUAGCCAAGUUAUGCUCCAAGGUAGAAAGUGUUGUGUCCAUGACUGCAGCCAGAGGGACAAUGGGUUACAUUGCGCCCGAAGUGUUUUCAAGGAACUUUGGAAACGUCUCUUAUAAAUCAGAUGUUUAUAGUUUUGGGAUGUUGUUGCUUGAAAUGGUUGGAGGAAGGAAGAACAUUGAUGCUCAGGUGGAAAACGCUAGCCAAGUGUAUUUCCCAGAAUGGAUCUAUAAUCGUCUAAUCCAAGGAGAAGAAAUGGGGAUUAGAGUAGAAGUAGAGGGUGAUGUUGAGAUAGCAAAGAAACUAACGGUUGUGGCGCUCUGGUGCAUACAGUGGUAUCCUGUAGAUCGCCCUUCUAUGAAGAAUGUGAUCCAAAUGUUGGAAGGUGGCCUAGGGAGCUUGAACAUGCCGCCCAACCCUUUUCCUUCCAAUGCUCCACCUCCACCACCAAAGACGACCACACCUUCCCAUGAAAACCCUCAUCAAUCGGUUUUAACGGUGAUUUCCGAAAUAGAGUAAGAGCGUACAAUCUGGUCACCUUGACGGUGAAAAUACUCACUUGAAAUAUGAUAAUGGCAUUAGAUGAUGCUAUGAGGAAUUAAGCUAAUUUGUAAUUUGUAAUUUUCAGAUGGUGCUUAGUAGUACUUCGGAAAAAUAACUAUUUGGGCGGUCCAACAGGAUAGGCUUGUUCGGUCCAAUUCAUGUAUAAUGUUAUUGGAUAGGGACUUUGCCAUCAGGCUCAGGGACUCACCUUACUGGAUGCAUGGCUUGGAUCUCAUGCCCGUCUGCCAUGCUGGCACAUGUGGUGGUUUCUAGAUGGGAUGCCUUAGACACGGAUACUGGCUUAGCAAACGUGUAGAAGAUAAUCUUUGUUACGAACGAAGUUCUACAUGCAAAUAGAAAUUAUUAUUGUGUGCUUCA